This is a messenger RNA of Paramecium primaurelia, 2104 nucleotides long. NCBI's taxonomy places the organism in Eukaryota, Ciliophora, Oligohymenophorea, Peniculida, Parameciidae. The record is from the annotation of a GenBank genome assembly.
AUUUGAGAUUAUGAGUCAAUUACAAGACUAAAUCAAUUUUAACGAUGUAGAUGUAGCACCUGAAUAUAUCAAAAGAGCAUGUGAUGAGUAACCUAAAGAUAUCUUGUAAGAAUUUCCUAAAUUAAAUUUCAAUCCCAAUCUUCAUAUUCUUCUUAUUGGAUUACCAAAAAUUAAAGAAGAAAUGAAACCAAAACUUAUUACAGCACUUAAAGGAUUUCUGAAAAAGAAUAAUUUUAUUUAAUUUUAAGAAAUUGAUCUAAAUAAUUAUGGAUAUGCUGUCUUAUCAUAUGAAAAUGAAGAUUAAGCACAAUAGGCAGUAGAAUAAAUUAGUAAUCAAAAUUUUGAUGCUAAACAUUAAUUGUUAGCAUUCACUUAAAAAUAAAUAAAUCAUAUUAAUCAAACUUCAGAAUAUAUACCAAUUACAUUAAAAUCAAGAUAAUAAUUGUUGGCAUUUCAUAAAGAUGCAAGAUCUGCUCUAACAAUUAUUUAAGAAAAGACUAAACUUUCACUAAAAUGGUUAAAUUCAUUGGAAAAGAAAUUAGAAGAUAAUAUUACUGAAAUGAAAUUACCAACAUAUGAUAAAUUAUAAUGGUCUCCAUUAGGAUAAUAUUUAGUUUUAUUUACAGAAAAUGAAUUCUCUCUCUAUGGUGCUUAAGAUCUUGAAUUAUUACAUAAAUUUGAACACAAAAAAGUAAAUGAAUUAUUAUUCAGUCCAGAUGAAUAAUAUGUAAUAAGUUAUGAUGGAUUAUAAGUAUAUAUAUAUUUAUUAUUAUUUAAGUAAUUUAUAAUUUGGAAUAUUAGAGAAGAAAGAUAAUUGAGAUAGAUUGUAUAAUAAUAAUCUUCUAUUAAUCAUUUUAAAUUUAAAAGAGAUAGUAAAUUAUUAGCAUUUCAAACAUAAGAUGAAAUUUAAAUUUAUGAAGCUCCAGAGUUUUAUCAAAAAAAUUAAUUAAAUCUUAAAGCUGUUGGUGUAAAAUAAAUUGAAUGGGUUCCAUAAACCAAUUAUUUAGCUGUUGUUUGUUAUGGUAAAGAUAUUAAAACUUAAAUCUUUUUACAUGAUUAUAAUAAACAUAUAGAUAUUAAAUGGAGAAAUAUUGCAUUUGAAAUUGAUAGUAUUCAAAUAUUUGUACAUACAUAUGGAAAAUGGGUUGCUACUUUAAUUAAAAAAAAAUAAAAAAAUAAGGUUUUUGCAACUACACUAUAAGUUGGUAAUUUGAGUAAAAUGGAUCCAUUUGAAAUUGAUGAACAUACAGUUAAUGAAGAUGUUGAAAACAUAUUUGCAGAACUCAAUACAGGAAAAUUUGCUUUAUCUUAUAGAGAAAAAGAUAAAUAAUAAAAACCAACUUCAUAAUUUACUUUCCAUCUUUAUUCAGUUCAAGAAGAUAUUAAAAAAGGAAUCAAAUUAUGUUAACUUGGAGAAUAGAAAGGAAAAGACACUAAUGAAUUAUUAUGGGCAUCUAAUGGAGUAAUUAAUAAAUAAUAUAAUUUUAGAAUUAUUUUGCUAUGGUUAAUAAAACUAAAAAUUCACCUGAUUAAGGUAAAGUUGAAUUUGGUCAAAUAUCUAAAAAAAAUGAAUAACCAAUAAUAGAAAUUACAAAAUCUACAAAUCAUUUUUAUAUGAGUCAUGCUUAAUGGGAUCCAACAGGAACUGUAUUUAAAAUUUAUUAUUUUUAGUAUUUUAUAACCAUGAGUGAUUUAUGGCAUAGUGUCAACAUUUGGAGUGCUAUUGGAGAAUAAUUAGUCAAAGAUACAAUAACUAAAGUUACAGAUAUCCAUUGGAGAAAUAAACCAAUUCAUCUAUUAUCUUUUAAAGAAGAAUAAGAAUUAUAAAAUAAUCAUAAAUAAUUUAUCAAGAAGUAUGAAGCUGAAGAUGAUAAAAUUCUCAAUAAAGCAAAAUAUGAUAAAGAACAAAAGAAAAAAGAAAUGUAUAAUCAAGUAAAUAUUAUAAUAAUAUAUAUUUUAGUUUACUUAAUAUCUUAAUGAAAAGAGAAAAAUUUAUAAUGAUACAAAAGAAAUAAGAAAAAAAUUAUUAGGUUGGGAUGAGGAAGAUUAGAAUAUAUAUGUUUAGUAUAAAAAAAUAAUUAAAGAAGAAGUAGUAAAUUUAUGA